This is a messenger RNA of Teleopsis dalmanni, 1139 nucleotides long. RefSeq lists its product as uncharacterized. The transcript has 3 exons. Bases 105 to 1139 code for a protein of 344 amino acids. The record is from RefSeq and is a predicted model, not a curated record. Lineage: Eukaryota; Metazoa; Arthropoda; Insecta; Diptera; Diopsidae.
UACUGAAUUUUGGUUUCAUCAAUUUUUCUACAAAAAUUCACAAAUUCAUAUAUCCGCAAGAACUGAAAUUGGAUACAUCAGUGCGAGAACCCACCUUUGAAGAAAUGGUGAAAGCGGUAAAUGAAGAAUUACCUAAUCUGCCACUGGAGCUUCAUGUGAAAAAUCGUUACAGAGGUUUUCGUUUAAAUACCACAUGUGCUCCAUAUCCGGAAGUACUUGAAAUACAGUUCCAUAAUAAUUUUUAUCAACACUACAGUAAUAAGAAUAUAACAUUUGAAUUGUUUGCUGCAUACUAUGAUAAUCGCACCGAUAUUCCAAAACAUCCCGUAGUACGCAUUUUUGCGAUGAUAAACCAAAUUGAAGAGAAAUUCAAUACGAAUUACUGCCAAUUCUGGUUCGAAUCACAAAAGGAACCUGUGAUUGUGCCAAUAACUGAAUAUUUAGUUGUAUGGAUUAAGGGUUGGGGAAAUAAAUUUAAUCACUUGUAUCCACAUAUGUUAACCUGUAUACUGCCUAAAGAGAAAGCUUCCGAAGCACCACGAAGUAUAUCCAUUGUAAAUAAAGAGUGUGAUAAAGCUACAAAUCAUUUAAAAGUCAUCUAUGAACCACCAUUAGGCAAAAGAAAGAAAGGUGGUUUCGCGGUUUGUGUUAAGGGUUUCAUGUUUCCAUUUGCAGAUAUAUCCGCACGCUUGGUGGAGUGGAUGGAAAUGAUGCGAAUACUAGGUGCCCAAGAAGUUAUUGCUUACUCACUUGCUGUACAUCCAAAUGCAACAAAAGUGAUUGAUUAUUAUAAGAAAAAGGGUUUUCUUAAGGUAUAUCCAUAUUCUUAUGCACGCGGUGAGCCGGUCUUUGCUAAUUUCCAGCGUUACAUUAUGAAGGAGGAUUAUCUGAAUAUGAUAUUAAACGAAAUGUUUCCAUACAACGAUUGCUUUUAUAGGAACAUAUAUAAAUAUGAUUAUGUGGCGGGUAUUGAUAUUGAUGAAGUGAUUAUGCCACUUGGUAAUUGGACAUCUUGGUAUGAUAUUGUUGAAUAUGGUGAGAAAUUUAAAAGUCCCAAUUGUAAAACAUUUGCUGGUAUCUUGCAAACAAUAUUCACACCCGAAGAAGGUAUCUCAUCUAUUCUAACGUAUGAACUUUAA